Messenger RNA from Aspergillus pseudotamarii, 1788 nucleotides. Its product is annotated as transcription factor domain-containing protein. Gene Ontology annotation, molecular function: DNA-binding transcription factor activity, RNA polymerase II-specific; RNA polymerase II cis-regulatory region sequence-specific DNA binding; zinc ion binding. The record is from RefSeq and is a predicted model, not a curated record. The transcript has 6 exons. Lineage: Eukaryota; Fungi; Ascomycota; Eurotiomycetes; Eurotiales; Aspergillaceae. Bases 1 to 1788 code for a protein of 595 amino acids. Gene Ontology annotation, cellular component: chromatin. Gene Ontology annotation, biological process: regulation of transcription by RNA polymerase II; DNA-templated transcription.
AUGGGCUGCUCCAGGCCCUGGCCAGCCAUAUGGAACAGCCAAUGGGACGAAGAUUGUACUUCGGUAUUUGCGUGGGAUAACUUUGAUCUAGAUGCCGUCAACCAGACCUUGUUAGAAUCCAUGGACUACGGGCUGCAGAAUACCCUUCCAGGCCCUGCAGACGGUUCCGUCCCUUCCGACCCGAAUCUCAACUUUCCUCAUGGUCCUACACUUGUACAAAAGAAAUGGCACACCUUUUCCGAGGCAACAAUUCCAUCGGGCGACACGACCCCCGAGUGCCCAAGGAUCAACAAUACAAUCAACACCCGUGCUGAUGAUCGUUAUCGUCAGAAGCUAGUUGAAAGCCUCCAGCAGAGAGUGCAGCCUGGUAUUCUUCCAUCUACUAAGUUCCUGGACCUUUGUCUCCAAGCAUAUUUUACACAUUUCCAAACUAUCUUCCCCCUUAUUCAUGCACCCACUUUUCAGCCGUCAAAGGGAAACGCGGUUCUCCUGCUGUCAAUGUGCACGAUCGGCAGCCUGUUUCUGGGUUCAUCGAAGGCCUUGACACAUGGAAUAAGCAUGUUCGAAAGACUCAACAAAGCUAUACUUGCUUCAUGGGAUACAUACAUGCAAGCAACCGGGUCGGCUUCUAUUCAAGCACUUCAAGCUUCUCUAAUAGGGCAAACAUUCGGGUUGUUGUUGGGACGACCGAAAGAUCUGGACUGUACAGAGGCCUUUCAUGGCUGUAUAGUAGCUUGGGCUCGCAAGCUGAAGCUGUUUCAUUCUGACGAGACCCCUAUAGGGCACAUGGAGACCCUAGAAGACGAUAGCGAAGCACUCAAUGCUACAUGGAAGAGCUGGGCUCGCUUGGAGGAGAAAAAGCGCAUCACGCUCGCAAUUCACAUUCAUGACGCUGAGCUGGCUAAGCUUCACCACCACGAGCCAAUGCUUAGACAUGCCCCCGAGAAACUGGUCCAGAUUUCUGCUCCAGAGCUAUUUGCCGCCCCCAACUCCAAGUCUUGGAAAGCUUUGUUCACCAGGACUCAACCACCUACCCGAGACAUAUCUCUUUCGCCUGAAAGCGGCUCGUUUCCGUGCCUAAGGACUCUGGAAAAUGAUUUUCAAUCCUAUGCUACGCUUGACUCUAUUGGUGCGCUAGCAUAUGAGGACAGGGACUUCGAACCCUCGUGGCAUGCAACCAUGCAGAAGUGUCAGGGACUAUUAAUAGAUUGGUACCAGAAGUAUGUUACAUCCUCAGAGGUGAGCCAUAAGCCUGACCAUUUCUGCCUGAUAAUCCUUUGGCACUCUAUCUUCAUGCACCUCUACACUCGAUUUGAUGACCUGGAGUGUGCCUGUGGAAGAGACGGCGAAGGUCCUGCCCAGAAACAGCGAGCAUAUGCGACCUCCUGGGCAGCUUCUGAGAACGCAGCACGCACUCUCCUCCAUGCCAUUUUGAUCCAACAACAUUUUCAGCUGUUACCUGUCGGUGCGGAGCCCGCAAUUCAUGUGCCAAUGGCGCUAUAUUAUUGUGGAAUUGCAUGGACUUCCUUCACGCGCUUUGGCUCUAAACUUAACGAGCGAUCUGUCGACACUACUGAGCUCUUUAACUUUCCGGAAAUGAGGUCCGUUGGGAUCAGUCAGACAAAGCUUUUCCAGGAUUCCACAAGUAGUGUGCAGUGGGGAAACCCCGAAUCGGCUCCAUUCUUCAGGAUCAUUGAUCUGCUAGGGAAGAUCAGCCACUGGAAGGUGUCUGGAAGUUUCGUGACGACCUUAUUAUCACUUGUGGAGGACACGCAGGAUCUAUUCUAA